Branchiostoma belcheri (Belcher's lancelet) is the source of this 5416-nucleotide messenger RNA. RefSeq lists its product as uncharacterized. The transcript has 4 exons. Lineage: Eukaryota; Metazoa; Chordata; Leptocardii; Amphioxiformes; Branchiostomatidae. Gene Ontology annotation, molecular function: protein binding. The coding region runs from base 1 to 1167 and encodes 388 amino acids. The record is from RefSeq and is a predicted model, not a curated record.
AUGGGAAGUCUCUCGGAGAAACACCGACAUCUGGAGAUACAACUCAGGACCACAGGGAACCCAGAGGCAGGAUACAGAAGGGCGCUAAGAGACGCGAUAGCCAAUGGGGACUCCUACAUGGAGGUAGAGGCUCUGAAAUGUCUUGGCGACUUACACUUAGAAAAAGGAAAGUCCUCCAAGGCUUCUGAAGAACUUAGGAAGUGUAAAACAUUUUACACCGCCGCCCUUCUUCGCUGCAAGGAUCGGGAUCUCAAAGAAACACUGCAACAUCGGUCUAGAUACUUGGAGAAGGUUGCAGGGAAACUAGAAGAGAAACAUUGUAUAACAGCGAGCAGUAGAGAGGAAGCACAAAAUGGCGACUGUUCCUCUUCUAGCAGUGUGCUACGUGCUGCCGAGACAUUUCUUGCUUUGGACAGACUCCUUGCUGGCUUUGACGUAAAGAAUUUAGAGGACGAGUACACCAAGAUAUUGGUAACAGCUAUCGCGACUUGUGACAGAGUUUUGGAAGAAGAGAGUCUGAAAUCUCUCGGGGAUUUGUACCUUGAGGAAGGAAAGAAACGUUUGGACAUACUUCUGCUGUCGAAAGCGGAAGGACUGUACAACAACGCAAGAGGGCGCUGUGAGGAACCGGAAGCGAAAGAGGUACUGAGUCAUCGCUACAAGUACGCAGAGAAGGUCACGGAAGAAGUGAAACUGAUGUUAUGCAAAAGAGGGAUUAGAGGGUCAAAGUUCAAGAAUACAAAAGACCGGGGAAGGGAAGUUAUCCCUAUCCCGGACGCUGGAUCAGACGCUGAAGACUCAGAGCUUUUACGCUUAUACGAAGACCGCACCAAGAAAGGCCAGAGUAGAAUGGAGUCUGGAGAUCUGGAAGAAGCGGAGCAGGAUUUUGCGGAAGCCCUAAAACUAGUACAUGGAAAACCAACCUACUUGGAGCUUGAAGCUGACUGUCUUCACAGACUGGGAAACGUCUACAAAGAUCGAGGGAAGAUGACAAAAGACGGAGGAGACUUCACAAAGGCGGCAGCUCUGUACCAGGCAUCUCUGGUCAGAACAGGGAACGAAGACUUCAAGAAAAACUCCACCAGUUCAUCAACACAACGGAGCAGUCCUUCUUACGGCAAACAGUCGGGGUAUCAUGUGAUUGGAGAACUUGCGAAGUCGGCAUGAGGCACAGAAACGAACUAAAAACGAUGCGAUUGGAUGUAAAAACGUGAACUGGACGAUAUUGAUCGCUUACAUGAUCCGUACAAGUACAUGUACAAGGAAGAUGAUCCAGAGGUUCGAAUGCUGGAGGCUGGUCGAUCCAAAGCAAUCAGAAAUCUGUUCCACAGAAUAGCAGCAGACAGGGCUACGUUUUUGAAGAAUUUCAUUGACGAAUGCGUCAGCAUCAUCGGACAGCCUCCGUGCAAGUAUGCUUUCAUUGGGUUAGGUUCACAGGCCACGGAACUGGUCACACCGUAUUCCGAUCUAGAAUUCUCAAUUCUGAUUGAGGAAAGAAGGAUUCCGACGAUACCAAGACGUACUUUCGCAACCUUACACACUACUUACACCUGAAGAUCAUCAGCCUAGGUGAGACUAUUCUUCCCGCGAUGGGCAUCAAGUCCUUGAAUGAUUUUUACUCCCCAAAACCAGAGGCAAGCUGGUUCUAUGACUCGAUCACACCCCGCGGUAUGUCGUUUGACGGUGCAAUGCCUUGGGCCUGCAAAACGCCAUUGGGAAGGCAACGGACGAUGAGCAAAGAGCCGCUGGAGUUGAUUCAAACACCAAGGAAUAUGGCACGAUUCCAGCAGGAAGACGUAGCCGUUGCAGAGGGAUACCACCUGUCUGACGUAUUACGUAACGCCUGUCUGAUAGCAGGGGACAAGGCGUUAGUUGACACGUAUCUGAGUCUAGUGGAUAGAACAUUAGCACAGACCGGUGAGCAUUCUACUUCCAGUGGCGACCUGAUAGCUGAAGACAUGGGGAAAUUUAAGAUAGGACUGUCAUCAAGUAUCAUGAACGUGAAGCAAGGAAUUUACCGAUUUCCCGGUAUUGCCAUCCAGAAUAUCGCACUGGUGCUUGGAAUAAGCGCAAUGUCAGUGUGGGGUAUCAUUGAAGCAAUGGGAAGACAACACCAUGUAAGUAGAGACACGGCCCACAAUCUGUGUGUGCUGGUAAGCAUCUCAGCAGAACUGAGGCUGAGGACAUAUUUGUGUAAUGGAGGACAACGGGAAAACAUAUCGGCGCUCAUCGCUGUUGACACAGAAACUGGAGGUAACAGUUCUGUUGAUACGGCGAUUUCGUCUGUGUUUCACAUUCCCAAUCAACACAUGCUGUUCAGGUACUACUACACCGCGUUCCCUCUUCGAGAAAUGACUGCAAAGUCGUCCGAACAUUGGCGAGACAUUUUGCUCACUUCGGCCAUGCUGAAUUCAACACCUUACAUUAGAGGACUAGUACAUGCAAACUUCUGCAACUACACAAUGGCAGAGAAUGAGUUUGAGAAGUCAUUGAAUUACACUAGGGUCCACCAGCCCCAAAAGUUUCUGACAGUACUUAGCAAGCUAGCAAAUGUUCGCUGUGAUUCAGCCAAUCAUGAAGAGGCUAUCCGCAGCAAUGAGGUGGUCCUAAGUACCUGGAAGAAAACCAAGUCUUUGAAUAUAGGCUGUCCGGAAUGGUUUGAGUUUACAGGUGUGUUGGCUAUCCACAAUCUUGGCAGGUCACAUACUGAACUUGGUAAUUACAAAGAAGCAAUUAAAUUUCAUGAACAGGAGAUACUUGAAUACCGUCGCAUCUUUGGACAACACGCAGACCAUCAAGCUAUUGCAUGCGCACUCGGUCUCGCAGGGGGGACCUGGCUUCGUCUUGGUGAUUACAGAAAAGCAAUCAUCUACCAAGAGGAGGCAUUGGAGAUGACAAAACGCGUACUUUCACCUGGAGAACAAGUAGUUAGUGUAAUGAUAGCGUCUUUACUCAACAACUUAGGAUACACAUGGAGGAAACUAGGCAAUCACCGACAGGCGAUAGUACUCCUUGAACAGGCCUUGCACAUGAAAAAGACCAUCUAUGGAUACGAUACAGCACAUCCAGAAAUUGCCUCAUCGCUCGAAAAUCUAGGCUCAGUCUGGGGCGAACUUGGAGAUCUCAAGAAGGCCCUCUCCUGUUACGAAACCGCCCUCAAGCUGUACAGGCUUGCUUAUGGGAUUGAAACUGACCAUCCACACAUUUCUACAUUACUCACCUCUAUUGGGGAAUCAUGGAGAUGUCUAGGGGAUUACAGAAAAGCAAUAACGUUACAUCAUCAAGCUUUGAGCAUGCACAAACGGAUAUAUGGGUCGGUCAAAGCGCAUCCUGACAUCGCAAGGUCGCUAAAUUGUCUCGGCAAUGCCUUGAAACAAUCGGGUGAUUAUGAAAAAUCUAUAUACAUCUUUCAGGAGGCGUUGGAGAUGAGUAAAACAAUUUAUGGUCAGGAUGCAUCACAUGAGAUUAUCGUUUCUUCACUCAACAACCUGGGCUGUGUAUUAAGUCAACACGGCGACACUUUAAAAGCUAAGCAGUUAUUGGAAGAGGCGGUGAACAUAUGUCAAGAUAUGUACGGGUCUGAUGCAAAACAUCUACAAAUGGCUUCAAGUUUGAAUAACUUGGGCGUGGCCUGUAAUUCGUUGGGCGAUCAUGCCAAAGACACUGAGGUUGUAUCAGGAAGCGAUGACUAUAUAUAACAGCAUACGUGGUCCCAGCACAACACAUCUUACCAUGGCACAUGUAUUAUCAACCUCCGGAUCCACUAAACCAAGACGUAGUGGAGGACACGGCGAAGUUCACGAAAUUCAGAUCCUGGGUACAAUUCACCAGUACAUUGCUACAACAGCAUUGAAUCAGGGCAACGCAUUGCUUAAACUUGGAGAUCACCAGAAAGCUAUAAGAUGCAUUGAAGAAUCUCUACGGAUGAGCAGACUUGUUUAUGGUGAUAACGCAGCACAUCCGCAAAUAGCAAAUUGCUUGUUCUCCCUUGGUGAAGUUUUUACUAAGCUUGGGGACUACGAAAAGGCUAUCAGCUUCCAUGAGCAAGGCUUACACAUGUACGAACAAAUACAUCGACAUGACACAAUGCAUCCCGACAUCGCGAUUUCGUUACUAAAGCUUGGAGGGCUGUGGGUAAGAGUCGGAAAUCACAGGAACGUAAUAAAGUUCUUAGAACGAUCUGUAACGGUGGAAAGGUUCAUGCGUGGGGAAGUUGUGGACCAUCAGAAUAUAACAGUACAUGUUUGUCUUGGAACCGCCUACUUGAAUCUUGGUGAUUACAAAAAAGCCAUAUCAUGGUAUAACCAGGCUUUGGAAACGAUGCAACAAAUGCAUGGACGGGAUUCAGCACAUCCUGACAUUGCGGAAGUACUGACCAAAUUAGGCUACACUUGGAGGAGCCUGGGUGACUUUGAAAAAGCAACAACUUUCCAAGACCGGGCUCUAAAAAUGAGCAGAACAAUAUAUGGAAAUGAACACCCAGAUAUCUUGACCUCAAUCAUCUUCUUGGCAGGUUCUUGGAGAAACCUUGGCGACCACAGAAAGGCAUUAGAAUUGUACGAAGAGGCAUGUCAGGUGAGCAAAAAUCUUCAUGGCCACGAUGCAGCACAUUCUGACAUUGCCGACUCACUCAACAACCUAGGCGUGAUUCACGGGGACUUGGGAGAUCAUAACAAAGCACGGCGGUAUCACCAGCAAGCUUUACACAUGAGAAGACGUCUAUACGGACACAGAGCAGUACAUAAAGACAUCGCUACUUCCCUAACGAACCUGGGCACAGAAUUCAGCAAUACAGGAGAUCAAAGCAAAGCAAUCACGUGUUACGAAGAAGCACUCCAGAUGUGGAGAGAUCUUCAAGAUGACAACAGCGUUCUCACAAACAUUGCUAACAUAUUACAAAAUCUUUGUGUUUCCUGGAGGGAACUUGGCGAUUUCCAGAAAAGUGUCAUGUGUUAUGAACAGUUAGAGAAAGUAAAGAUUGCCUUGAAACGUGGCAAGAAAACUAAUGGCUGAAUGCCAAGAAAUGCACAUAUAAAUUUUGCAUAUAUAAAGUUUUUUUUCUGAUGUGGCAAACCACGUGCGAUGUUUGUUUUCCUACCUUCAGGUCACUUGUUAAAAUGCAUGUUACUAUUCACAGACAAUAUUUCCUAUCAACAUGUGUUCUUGUCAGUGCAUCUUUGCCAUUGAUUUUAUCCUCAUACAAACAAAACUAUUGUCUGUAAAAUCUCCGACAGAAACGUGUAUCUUUUACAAUUAAUUAAAUUUACAUUCAAUUUUAUAUUCCAUUGCUCCUUUUAUUGAUUUAAACCGGGCACACUCCAACCGCUGGAGAAAAUGACUGAUAUUUAAAUCCCCGACAGUAAAUUCUCCGACAGAAACGUGUAUCUUUAACAUGUAAAAUCUCCAUUGUUUAACC